AUGAUAAACUCCUUACAGAAAGGUUUGGAAAAAAUCGAUAUUUUUGGAUAAACGAUUACAUUAAAUAUGAAUAAGAAUGCUAACUACACGACUUCAUUCGGUGGAUGCUCCUCCAUUCUCAUUAUCUGUCUACUUAGCAUUAUAUUUUUUUCCAACAUAUCAGAUUUCUUUAGCAGAGCCAAUGUAUUUUAUAAUUCUUAGACUACUUUUUCGAAUGACCCUGAUUUUAUGGAAAUGAACGAUUAGAAUGCUAUGUUUGCCCUAUCAAUAGACCAAACCAAUUUCACAUCUAACCCCUUCUUUAACAUAUCAGUAGAGCAAAGGUAAGAAUUUAUUGAGUUAGAAUAUAUACAAGAAAAUUGGAUGGAUCUCUAGAGAAAUAGACUAUUCAAAUUCCUCUACAACCCUGCACUUUGGAUAGAUUCAAUAAUGUUGGAUUAGAGCAGGGAUUGGACGUUGAUUUUAAUGACGAGUUCAAUUAUUUGUCAAUGAAUAAAUGGUUAUGCCCAGCGUAAACAAAAUUUAUUUUAAUAGUCUGAAUUAUACCUUUCAGUUGGAAGGCACAUAUUCAAGUGAAAUAUUCAAAUUCAUCAAGAUUGUUGUAACUGGGUGUAAAAAUAAUACAAAUUCAUCGUUUUGGAAUCCGUAAUGUGCAAAUGACGAAUAGAAGAACAACUAUUUAAAAAGUGAAGGAUAGUUCAAAUUACAGGUGUUUUAAAUAAAUUCUAUGGUUAACCCAUAACAAGCAAAAAACUACAAGACAAUGUAUUUGGAUAGUGAUAUGUACUUUUCAUUUGUACCUUACAAAUUGGCCAGACUAGCAAAUGUCUAUUUCAGAUAGUAUGUAGUCAACAAUGAUCAAAGUUUAUUGCCUUAUGAGUAUUCAUAUUCAUUCUAAAUUUAUAGAGACAUUGAAACAGAGAAUUUGAUUAUAAGAAAGGCAGAAGAUUUCAGAGAUCUAACUGAACUUGGCAGAGACACUGAUACUAAUUUUGCAACUCUGUAUUUAAGAAGAAGUCCAUUUACAGAAAUAAUUAACAGGAAUUAUCAAAAAGUCGGAGAUCUCUUAUCAUAUCUUGGAGGAUUCAUGUAGAUAUUUAAGGUUAUCUUUGGUUUCUUCAUUGCCUUUUACAAUAGAACAUCUAUGCUCAUUGAACUAUCAAAUAAACUAUACGAUUUUAAAGAAGUGACAAAUCGAUCAUUUCUUAGAAAAGUUGCAUUUACUUAGAAAACUGAAUAAAAAGGGUCUAUUCCUGAAGAAUUAACUAAUAAACUUUAAAAUUUACAGAAUUCUGACUUAAAUAAGGGAGAUUGGAAAUAAUUCAUUAAUAAAUUAAUGGAAAGGACAUCUCCAAUAAGGUUAAAUGUAAAAAUACUCAUUAAUCAGAUGAGUUGUGGUUAUUUUUUCAAUAAUAACAACUCUGAAUUCUUUACUAAAGCUAUGUAAUUUAAAAUGUAUAAUUCUAAGGUUAAAGAUCAAUAGCGAAUUGGAUUUGCACAAUAUUCUCCAUUAGUUACAAGAGAUAACAAAACUAAAGAAUGUUCUAUUAUAAAAACCUCAAAUUAUUUUAUUCAACUUCACUCCAAAACCAAUCAUUGCGUUGGGAUAGGAUCACACUGUCCCUACAAGAUUAGAAGUGGCUGAAGAUAUGAAUAAAUAAUCUUACAUCAAGACUAAUCUUGAUUAACUCAACGAAGAACUUUUUACAUCUCUAUAAGAAGUAUACAAAUACACUUAUAUCCUAGGCCUAUAAAACAGUGAGUGAAGAAAUGGAGGAUAGUCCUAAUGUAAAUCCUUGUUAAAAAAACAUAAACUUCAAAUUAACCAAAUAAAUAGAUACAGAAUUAGGAAAGCUUCUUAAAAACUCAAAAGGUAGUUUUUAUAAAAUACAUGAAACCAAUAACAUCAACGAAAAUUAAGAAGAGGAUUCAUGA
Messenger RNA from Paramecium octaurelia, 1935 nucleotides. NCBI's taxonomy places the organism in Eukaryota, Ciliophora, Oligohymenophorea, Peniculida, Parameciidae. The record is from the annotation of a GenBank genome assembly.